Puma concolor (puma) is the source of this 2593-nucleotide messenger RNA. It is a transcript of the gene KLF7, whose product is annotated as KLF transcription factor 7. The record is from RefSeq and is a predicted model, not a curated record. Gene Ontology annotation, molecular function: DNA-binding transcription factor activity, RNA polymerase II-specific; RNA polymerase II cis-regulatory region sequence-specific DNA binding. Gene Ontology annotation, biological process: regulation of transcription by RNA polymerase II. NCBI's taxonomy places the organism in Eukaryota, Metazoa, Chordata, Mammalia, Carnivora, Felidae.
AUGGACGUGUUGGCUAGUUAUAGUAUAUUCCAGGAGCUACAACUUGUCCACGACACCGGCUACUUCUCAGCUUUGCCAUCCCUGGAGGAGACCUGGCAGCAGACAUGCCUUGAAUUGGAACGCUACCUACAGACGGAGCCCAGGAGGAUCUCGGAGACCUUCGGUGAGGACUUGGACUGUUUCCUCCAUGCUUCUCCUCCCCCGUGCAUUGAGGAGAGCUUCCGGCGCUUGGACCCGCUGCUGCUCCCCGUGGAAGCCACCAUCUGCGAGAAGAGCUCGGCCGUGGACAUUCUGCUCUCUCGGGACAAGUUGCUCUCUGAGACCUGCCUCAGCCUCCAGCCAACCAGCUCUUCUCUCGACAGCUACACGGCCGUCAACCAGGCCCAGCUCAACGCAGUGACCUCAUUAACGCCCCCCUCGUCCCCUGAGCUCAGCCGCCAUCUGGUCAAAACCUCACAGACUCUCUCAGCCGUGGAUGGCACGGUGACGUUGAAACUGGUGGCCAAGAAGGCUGCGCUCGGCUCAGUAAAGGUGGGAGGGGUGGCGACGGCGGCGGCGGCCGUGGCGGCAGCGGGGACAGUUAAGAGCGGACAGAGCGACAGCGAGCAAGGAGGGGUGGGGGCCGAGGCGUGCCCCGAAAACAAGAAGAGGGUUCACCGCUGUCAGUUUAACGGGUGCCGGAAAGUUUAUACAAAAAGCUCCCACCUAAAGGCCCACCAGAGGACUCACACAGGUGAGAAGCCUUAUAAGUGCUCAUGGGAAGGGUGUGAAUGGCGUUUUGCACGAAGCGAUGAGCUCACGAGGCACUACAGGAAACACACAGGUGCAAAGCCCUUUAAAUGCAACCACUGCGACAGGUGUUUUUCCAGGUCUGACCAUCUUGCCCUCCAUAUGAAGAGACAUAUCUAAAAACCCUAAAGGCCAGAGUUGCCAUGGCGUCGGCCGUUGUCUAAAGGAAAUGCCGUGAGGCAGGGGGCUGGACUUCAGGCGGGGAGCCAUUGCCUCGCAGAAGAAAGUUCUCACGUAUAAACCUCUGUGUACACACGCACACACACACACACACACACACACACACAGACACGCACUCACAUAGACCCACACACACGCACUGUCAUGCACUCAGCUAUAUUUAAAAUAUAUACGUCUAUUCUUUAUGCCUUGCCCUUGCCAGAUGGUAGAAGAUGAAGAAGAAGGAAACCAGGUGAACUCAGCAAGGCAGACUGGCUGCUUACUUCAGCACUAUUGGAAUUAUUUCCCGCUGUUGCCAAUGGAAAUCAAAGAAAAUGGAUGUGACGUCUCUUCAGGUGGACGGCAGUAAGAGGGGCUUAUUUAACUUGCUUCUCAGUGCAACUUGAUAGGAGAAUACAACGUCUUAAAGUUGCAUAUGUGUAGCACUGAUGUUUCUUUUUAAAUAGUUGGGGGAAAAUGACCUAGAAAACCAAAUUGCAGUUUGGUAGCCAAAAUUAACUCUUGGUUUAUUUGUCCUUUGUGUGUGAAAAGUCCUACUAUUCCGUGCGUCCGACUUCCUCACAGAACUGUUGAUCGGUUUUGGUUCUUCUUAGUACUAUUGAGAUCUUUCGAGUCAAUACCAACGGCCUUAGCGGCGGCAGACUCUGGAAUAACACCUUACACCUUUCUGGCCUGCAUUUCUCUAGACUUCACUCUCAAGGGAGGAGUUUUCUUUUCUUACUUUUUGACUCUUGCACACCAUAUGCACUAGGGAUUCUGGAAACUUCUAGCAUGACUGCAAAGUGGCCAAGAGAAUAAAGUCCUUGAUGAUAAAUCACAGUAUAUCCCUUGAGCCUCACCUUAUUGCCAGUGCUAGAUUUUUUCUUUUUAAUCUCUCUGUUUUUGCUAACGAAAACUUGAAAAAGCUUAUUUGGAAGCUUAAAUGUUUUAUCUUUUCUCCAUGGACUAAACCUCUCCAGGACUCUCUCGGCACCUGGAUGUCCAGCUCUCGAAGCAGCCAAUCAGAUGGGACAUCACAGUUCUCUCAUCCCCCUUGAGGCAUCAUGACCUCAGCUCAUAGUGACCAACCCCGUGCUGUGUGUCAUUGCCACCUUAGAACCACUUUCAGCAUAGAUGUCGCUAGUCUCAAAGGGCAGCUGCAUAUUUAGCCUAACUCUGGGUUCUGACCUGACAAAAAGCCAAAAAUAUCACUCUUUCCAGGAGUGGGGAGAACUGAGGAUGCCUCCCGAGUCUAGUGGCUUCCGAAAACAUCAUCCUAUCUUCCUCUCUCAUACCCACUGAGCUCAUAUUCCCCCACUUGUUAAAACACACAAUUCGAAAUGCCAUUGUGGGAACGAAGGGUGGACAUUUAAGGAAAGGGUCGAGAAGUUUCUCUCAUGGUCUGUCUGAAAGGAAAGACAUAUUUCUAAUUCUUUUUGGCUAGACCCCCCAUGACUCGUGACCUAGAGCACCCAGGAUCAACAGAGGCCUCACACGUACUCUGCAAGCUGACUCCAAGGGGGCAUACAUUCCUCAUUUUCAGCCCACACACAUCCAAUAUCGGUCUCUAUCUACCCGCAUUCUUAGCUAGCUGGCCCUGGCCUCAACUCCAAAGACUGCCUUUAGGACCAUUAAAUGGCCUAUG